Messenger RNA from Anarrhichthys ocellatus (wolf-eel), 676 nucleotides. It is a transcript of the gene cox19, whose product is annotated as cytochrome c oxidase assembly factor COX19. Gene Ontology annotation, biological process: mitochondrial respiratory chain complex IV assembly. Gene Ontology annotation, cellular component: mitochondrial intermembrane space. The record is from RefSeq and is a predicted model, not a curated record. The transcript is spliced from 3 exons. The coding region runs from base 103 to 390 and encodes 95 amino acids. NCBI's taxonomy places the organism in Eukaryota, Metazoa, Chordata, Actinopteri, Perciformes, Anarhichadidae.
CACGCAGCUGUGUCGCUGCGGACUUUGUAUUUUGAGUCCUUUACAGCAGACUAGCAGCUUCUUUUUUAUUUGAAAAGAAAAACAAACAACAACAAAAACAACAUGUCUACCGCCAUGAACUUUGGGUCGAAGAGUUUCAAACCUCGGGCUCCCGAUAAAGGCGCGUUCCCUCUGGAUCAUUUCGGAGAGUGUAAGGCCUUGAAGGAGACGUUUAUGAAAUGCCUGAGAAACAACAACUUCGACAACUCCCUGUGCCGCCUGCAGUCCAAAGACUACCUGGAAUGCCGCAUGGACAAUCAGCUGAUGGCCAAGGAGCCCCUGACCAAACUGGGUUUCAAGGACAUGAUGGAUCCUCCUCCCAGCCAAGCAGACACAGACCCUAAACCCUGAUCUGCUCCUCCACCACAGCCGUUGUUUUGGGGGAAAACAAAUACAGAAGGAUGGUGUUGCUGUGAACUGAACGUACCGAAGCCUUUGUUGUUAAUAAGAUGGCAACACGAGUCCUACAAAAGCAGAUUAAGGGCAAAGACUGAGAUGAGUGAAGCUGGGAGGAAUGGCUCCAGAGACUUUGAGAAUGUGGGCUAGCAGGAGGACUUUGUGGUUUUUAUAUUGGGCUCUUAGUUUGUUACAGAGAACAAACUAAUUGUAGCAGUCCUCCGUGUGUGUGUAUAUAAAA